AUGCCCACUAACCAGCCCCCCUUCAUCUCCUGGGCUCUAGUGGAACAACCCACAAACCCAACAGACGUCCCAACCCGGGCCCAGCUAAUGCGGCGGCACGGCCUAAUAGUAUCCGACGAAACCCCCGACAUAAUCACGAUCCUCCUCGACAUCCCGCGAGACGAAGAGAAGAAGGAAAAGAACUUCAUCCUGACAGUCCUUCGAAACAUGAUUGAAGUCGUGCAGAUGCGUCUCGUUACCAAGGAAUUCGCGAACCCGCACGAGGCCGUGGAUCCCCGGAACAGCCGCGCCAUUGUCACGGCGAUCACGGAUAGCCCGACGCCUUUUGCGGUGUACAAGGAUAUCCAUCGGGCGUUGGUGUCGUUGCGGGAUAGUCUGGCGGAGAAGGAAGCGCGGGGGGAGAUUCUGGAGAUGGAUGAGAAUUGGGUCUAUUUUGAAGGAUGCAUAAGGAUGCAGUGGGUUGAGGGAGUGGUUCCGUUAGAGAGGCACUAUAAUGCCCCUGUUUCUGAUCCGCGGUGGAGAGAUGAACUGGGGCUUAGCAAGAUGCCCGGUUGA
This is a messenger RNA of Aspergillus mulundensis, 555 nucleotides long. RefSeq lists its product as uncharacterized. The coding region runs from base 1 to 555 and encodes 184 amino acids. The record is from RefSeq and is a predicted model, not a curated record. The transcript has a single exon. Lineage: Eukaryota; Fungi; Ascomycota; Eurotiomycetes; Eurotiales; Aspergillaceae.